GCCCACAAUGCAUUAUUUUGUUAAUCAAAACGUAGAACGAAAACAAAAAACGUGUUGUGGCUUUGAUUGUCAUACUAUUGUUAACAGAUUAACAUGGGGCGACGGAAGAAGGCCAGUAAGCCUCCACCUAAACGGAAGGUGAUUGAACCACUCGACAUACUUUUCAACUGUCCAUUUUGUAACCACGAGAAGUCCUGUGAAGUAAAGUUAGAUCGACAGCGGAAUACUGGAAUAAUCACCUGUAAUGUGUGCUUGGAGGAUUUUCAAACAAAUAUAAACUAUCUCUCAGAGGCGGUGGAUGUGUACAGUGACUGGAUUGAUGCCUGCGAGUCGGCCAACCAAUAGCAGAGCGUUGGAGCCUGCGGUGGGCGUACAUCAAGAGACUUUUGAACUUAACAACACAUUGUGGAUGUGAAAGUAAACAUUGAGACGAUCUGCAGAGAUGAAGAUCUCCAGCCAGUUGUUAUUUAGAGCAAAUCAGUGCAAUCACAGGGCUGUCACAAAUGUGAUGCUGUUUUUUUAUUUACUGACAUUAUAUUUUUUAUAAUUCCAAGUGCAUAUUUUCAAAAUGAAAAGAUUUGUUUUUGUUAUACAGUUAACACAUUUGACUUGGGAAGGAGUGAAAAGAAAAGAUGCGUCACUAUUACAUGUGCGUUUACUUGUACAGAUUAUUGGAAAUGUUAUGUGAAUGUCCAGUGCUAUGGUUGUAGUGCUUUUUUAAUGGUGAUGGUGUAGUAAAGGAUGUUUGUGUGGUCAACCAUGAGUACGAGUUAGCACUAUAAAAGAGGAUUGCUGUAUAAAGAUGGUUAUUGAAUUUCAGUGUUAUGGUGUGUAUAGAACAGUGUUAAGUGGUCUGUUGUACCUUUCAGGAUGAGUACAAAAUACUUGAAGCAUAUCAAUAUGCCAGUUCAUUUCUCCAACUGUUAUUCUGGUAAUUGGAUACAAUAACUGGUUGUGUCCAUGGUGAUGUAUUUUAAUACAAUUAUAUCGUGGGAACAUUGGAAUACUGGGUAAAUAAUAAACUAAAAUUGUACUUUCGUGAGGGGGUUUAUAACUGAAGUAAACUGCCUGAAAUUUUAUGUAAACAGGUUAUUGGUUUUGUUUAUAUUACUAGAACAAGGUCUGUUGUGGAGUCUGGUUUUGGGAGAAACAAUCGAUUGUUAUUUUUCUCUCAGAUAAUAAAGAAUACUUAAUUUGGAAAUGAGACAGUUAAUAACUUGAAACUGUUCAAACCAAUGAAAUGUUGUUUCUAAGUACCUGGUAUAUAUUUAUAUUUUAAUAACUUAAUUCAAAUUGUAAUUAAUUGCUGCAUACUGGGUUGUUUUUUUUAUCUCAGUGUGUAUAUAAAUUCAGUGACACUGUAUAUACGACAUGUUCAUGGAUUAAAAUAAUUACUGCUUAGCUAAGAAAGGCCACUAAUCUUCAAGCACUGAUUUAUCCAUAGAACUUUAGAACAAUAGGUAAAUGUAGUAUUUUUCUGAAUAACAAUGUUUCUAUGUUCUUGCAGGCUAAAUACAUAAGUAUAUCAGAUGAUGUUUUAUUUGCUUGUGUACAUUACAUUCCUUGUUCUUGUUCUAGGAAAUCCUUGCUAUGUCUAAACAUUAGCAAAUGUUACAUAAAGAGAAAGAGAGAGAGACAUGAAUGUUUUCUUUAUUUUUAUGGCUUUUCCAGAAAUGAUCAGUUGUGGGAUACAAAAUUUAAUGAAACACCCACCAUGCUUUUAAAAAAAGACAGAAAAGAUAUUGCCACCUACCACCUCCCCACAUUUUUUGUUUUUUUUUCUUUACAUUAUUUGGGCUGGGAUUUAGCUCAGUCAGUUGGGUGCUUGCUUGAGGUGCUUGUGUCGUAGGAUCGAACCACCUCAAUGGAUCUUUUCAUCUGAUUGUUUGUCUCCCGUUCCGUCCAGUGCACCACAACUGGUCAAAGGCCGUGGUAUGUGCUUUUCCUGUCUCUGGGAAAGUGCAUAUAAAUGUAGCGGGUUUCCUCUGAUGACUAUGAGGCAACAUUACCAAAUGUUUGACAUCCAAUAGGUGAUGAUUAAUAAAUUAAUGUGCUCUAGUGGUAUCGUUAAACAAAACAAACUUUAAUAAACUUCUAACUUUUCACAAUUGUACUUCACACCAUGUGUAAAAAAGAAAAGAAAAAAGAAAAUCUUCUAUUGAAACUGUCCAUGCAUCAACGGAAGUGAACUCACUGAGCAUCAAGUUGACCAUUCCCUCCAUAUAGUAAUUUGAUCACUUCCGGGAUAGUCUUAACUCUUGUAGAUAUAUCACAUGGGUUGGUGGCACUUUUUCUUAAUAUACAAGUUUGUUACCCAUUUACCACAAAAUGUUAUUAAAACCAAGUGUGCAUAGAAAUAUGUUUUGAACAUACCAACCAGACAUAAAAUAAUAAUUUCCCCAACAGGUCAAUUCUGGAACUGCAUAGGUAUGUGGAAUGGGAAUAUGAUACCCCCCCCCCCCCCCCCCCCCUUCAUUGGAAUGAAUGAAUGCAUGUUUUACGACACCCCAGCAUAAAAAAAUACACAUCGGCUAUUGGGCGUCAGAAAUGGAAGGCUCCUGCAGUUACUGGCAUCUUUCGAUGUCUUUGAAUUGACAAUUUGUUGAUUUUAGUAAGAGCUGACCAUUUAUUUUUGUUGAGGAAAGGUAAGAAUUGGAUUUCAAUUUGAUCAUAAUAUUUUACAAAGCUGAGGUAGGAAUCAUAAUAUGGGGUGGGGGGGGGUGAUAUAUGGAUAUCACUUAUCUUUUUACCCACAUCCUAUAUACACAUGGUAAAUGGCCGUUUUGAAAACAGGACUAGUUUCAUUAUUUUAUGAAGGUUAGUAGGUGGGAGGUUUAACAAGAAUUUAAUUUAAUUUUUGAUUUGGAGUGGUAGGAGCUUUGAGCUGUGUUACUCAUUAGCCACAGAAUUGAAUUUAUAAUUUGUCUUUAUUUUAUUCUGUUUUCACUACUUAACACUACUUCCAAAUGAUGUUUUUUAAAACAGACUUUACAUUAGUUUUUGAUAUGUAAUUUUUUUUUUUAAUGGCACAAAAAACUGACGACAUUUCAAUUAAAAUAGGUUGGAUGUUUGUAAUGUAUUGUGAAUGCUUGUUUCAUUGCAAUAAAGUCAUGAUUUCCAGAUAA
Molecule: messenger RNA, 3125 nt
Organism: Gigantopelta aegis
Lineage: Eukaryota; Metazoa; Mollusca; Gastropoda; Neomphalida; Peltospiridae
Product: transcription elongation factor 1 homolog
Exons: 4
Coding region: 94-345 (83 amino acids)
Biological process (GO): transcription elongation by RNA polymerase II
Cellular component (GO): transcription elongation factor complex
Molecular function (GO): RNA polymerase II complex binding
Source: RefSeq, a predicted model, not a curated record